AUGUGGCCAGGCUCUAGUGUAGAUAUCAGUGGUAUACGAACGGAACGCGAUGCACAGUUACUAUUGUCAACAGUAACGUCGUUGUUGGCAAGUACGAGAUCGCAUGAGAAUGGGCGAUAUGAAACGCACCACUCGAGUGAUUUGAUUCUCCCGGGCAGUGUGAGUAAAUCGUUGAUAAAUAUGUCCCACGAGCUGAUACAUGUCGUGACAUCAGAAAACGACAGCGCUUUACCCGAUGGCAUAGAAAAUUUGACUGAAUUGUACGGUCCGAAACGAGACCCACUCUACGUGGUAAUUCCAAUCACGGUCAUCUAUCUGCUGAUCUUCCUCACUGGUGUCGUCGGCAACAUUAGCACAUGCAUCGUGAUCGCACGCAAUCGAUCUAUGCACACCGCCACCAACUAUUAUUUAUUUAGCCUAGCUGUUUCCGAUUUUCUCCUGCUGGUGUCGGGCGUCCCGCAAGAGAUCUACUUUAUCUGGAGCAAGUACCCGUACGUGUUUGGUGAAACAUUUUGCGUGCUGCGCGGCAUUGCUGCGGAGACGUCGGCCAAUGCAACCGUACUGACGAUUACCGCUUUCACGGUAGAGCGGUACGUUGCCAUCUGUCAUCCGUUCCUUUCACAUACUAUGUCCAAGCUUAGUCGUGCAAUACGUUUUAUAUUUGUGAUUUGGUUGAUCGCGAUCGUGUCGGCGGUACCGCAGGCGCUACAGUUCGGUGUCACCAACCAAGGUGGUAUCGACCAGUGCGUGGUAAAGCGCAUCAUCAUUCAGCACUCCUUUGAGCUUUCUACCUUUCUGUUCUUCUUCGCGCCAAUGACGCUCAUAACCGUGCUGUAUGCAUUGAUCGGACUGAAACUGCGCUCCUCCACGCUGAUGCAGCGCGACGGUACAUUGCAGCGAAGAAACAAUGUUUUGCCCAACUCACGUCAGUCAUCCGCCAACACCCAGGGCACACGGCGUGUUCUCAAAAUGCUUGUGGCUGUUGUUGUUGCUUUCUUCCUAUGCUGGGCACCAUUCCAUGCGCAGCGGCUUGUUUACAUCUACGGAGUAGACAAGGACCACCAACCUUCCGACCCACUAAUUCUGAAGCUGUUCGUCGUCACAACUUACAUCUCCGGUAUCCUCUAUUAUCUGUCAACGUGCAUAAACCCACUAUUGUAUAACAUCAUGAGCAACAAAUUCCGACAGGCGUUCAAGGAGACGCUGGCCAACUGCUGUCAAAUUGCGAGUCAAUCAAAUAGUACGCAGCGAUCAUACCGAAUACUGCCCCGACGGGAACGACGUUCUGCUGCAAACAAGGAAUCUUCCGAUAUCUCAGGCAAUUCCAUUAAGGACGAAAGCUUGUACUCGUCCUCUACUCAGAAACAAUCCUUCGACUCCAUAACAUUAUCCCGAGGUCAAUCACUUAGGCGCGCGUCGUCGACAACGGCACUCGGUGUGCAAGAGAGCGUUCUUUCUUCGCCGUUCGCAUACACGGCCCUCUACCAUAACCACCACCAGCCACAUGCGAACGUUUCCCAAUAUAACUACCACUACGGACACCAGCAUGCAAUCAUUCCACCAUCGUACGGCGAGAAACCGGCUUACAAUGUGCUUGUAUCUAGCAAACCUGGUCGCCCAGGACUGGAUCUGUACACACAGGAACGGGAACUGCAAUUGAACAUAUUUGCAUCGUCGAGCGAACCUGAACCCACAGGCAGCAAUGGUGGAUGCAAAGGUUCCGAACACCUUGCUGAUCGAACGCUUAAGCGUAUCAGUAUCCAGAUUAAUCAGAUUAGUGUGGGAAACUUUGCUGCGCGUAGUACUGGAUUGUCGGAGAUGGACAUUACGCCAAGAAGCAAUCGACUGUCGGAGCGCAGCGAUACGCUGCGGCUUCUUUGCAAGCAGCCACGUGGUCAGGAUGGUCGCAUAGAGAUAUUCGUGCGUAACCGGCAACGACAGCAACAGCGCAGCCGGCUACGGUUGUGGCGUUUCUUUCAACAUGUGCGUCCGCUGCGCCAAACCACCGGAACCAGUGCAGGGAAGCAAAAAUUGACGUCAUCUUCUGGGGCAGUCGUUCACUUCUACGAAGAUCCCUCGUCGGAUGUAGCAUCUUUGGCCGAAGACCAAUUACUUGCGAAUAAACUCGCAUCCGUAGCGGUUGAUGGAAAACAUAUUGUCAGUGUUGAGGAUAGGAGCUGUGAAAACCACUCAGUUCUAGACGACGACCUCGAAGCGUACAUGAGGGAGAUAAAGCUCCGCGAAACCAUCAACCGUUAG
This is a messenger RNA of Anopheles marshallii, 2259 nucleotides long. It is a transcript of the gene PK1-R, whose product is annotated as substance-K receptor. The coding region runs from base 1 to 2259 and encodes 752 amino acids. The record is from RefSeq and is a predicted model, not a curated record. The transcript has 4 exons. Gene Ontology annotation, cellular component: plasma membrane. Gene Ontology annotation, biological process: neuropeptide signaling pathway. Gene Ontology annotation, molecular function: neuromedin U receptor activity. NCBI's taxonomy places the organism in Eukaryota, Metazoa, Arthropoda, Insecta, Diptera, Culicidae.